Danio rerio (zebrafish) is the source of this 1220-nucleotide messenger RNA. The record is from RefSeq and is a predicted model, not a curated record. Lineage: Eukaryota; Metazoa; Chordata; Actinopteri; Cypriniformes; Danionidae.
CUGUGAGUCUCCAUCAUCAGUCAUGAAUCUGCUGCUGCUGCUGCUCUGUGUCCUGCUGGAGAUCCUGGCCGUCAGCUGUCAGGAUGUGAUACAGGCCCGUAUCGUGGGUGGAUACGUUCCUGCACCAUACUCCAUCAAGUACAUCGUGUCAAUUCAGAGUGCCACGGGCCAGCACUUCUGUGGCGGGACUUUAAUUAACAAAUACUGGGUGCUGACCGCAGCACACUGCAACAUAGGGGAAGCCAACAUGAGGAUCGUGGCUGGAGAUUAUUCAGUGGGAUUAUAUGAGGGGAUGGAGCAGUUUCGCAGGCCUCAUAUGUUGAUACCUCACCCACAAUACGACAGAAGCACCAAUAACGCAGACAUCAUGCUCAUUAAGCUGCAGUCUCCAGUCUAUCUGAACAGCUACGUGUCUCUGGUGCCGCUGCCACGUCAGGACGCAAUGGUGGCCGUGGGUCGCCUAUGCAGCGUCUCCGGCUGGGGCUUUACCACUUCAACCGGAGGCAUCUCUUCAAUCCUGCGCACAGUAAAGCUGCCCAUCGUGUCCACCGCUGUGUGUAACGGCACAGACUCAUUCAAUGGAAACAUCACCGAGAACAUGAUCUGUGCAGGAUACAGUACAGGAGGAAAAGACGCAUGCAAGGGGGAUUCUGGAGGGCCUCUGGUGUGCGAGGGCCGCGUCUAUGGCAUUGUGUCCUGGGGCAAUGGCUGCGCUGAUGCCCAGUAUCCCGGCGUCUACACCGCAGUCUCACAGUUUCGCCAAUGGAUUGAUGCCACUAUAUUUGGCUUCUAUGGAAGAUGCCUUACGGACUAAACCUCAGUGUUACCUCAGCACUCCCCCAAAACAAACUUGAAACAUGCCAACUUUUACAAGCUUACAUCUAUUUGGAAAAGUUAGGACCUCUGAUGAAGUUCAGACAAGAAACACUGCUGUUCGGAAACGGCACAUCUGUUCCUCAACGGCUGGUAGAGAUUUUUUUUAAACACAGUAGUUUGUAUGUUCGGUAAAUGUGCCAUAUUGCUGCUUCUCUGUAAAGUUGCUGAAAACUAACCUUAGGAGGCUGAAGGAAUGUUUUCUGAAAAACACAACAACCACAAAUUAUAUUAAGUGGAAUGGUACAUGUAAGCAGGGGCAGACUUAACCAAUAAGAGAGGUAAGCAGCCGCUUAGGGCGAAUUAGGGGGCCCCAAUGUCAAGAAGCCUACUGUAUAUUAAUCAUA